Scleropages formosus (Asian bonytongue) is the source of this 1453-nucleotide messenger RNA. RefSeq names its product fetuin-B-like. The transcript is spliced from 8 exons. The record is from RefSeq and is a predicted model, not a curated record. Gene Ontology annotation, biological process: negative regulation of endopeptidase activity. The coding region runs from base 32 to 1453 and encodes 473 amino acids. Gene Ontology annotation, cellular component: extracellular region. Gene Ontology annotation, molecular function: cysteine-type endopeptidase inhibitor activity. NCBI's taxonomy places the organism in Eukaryota, Metazoa, Chordata, Actinopteri, Osteoglossiformes, Osteoglossidae.
ACAUAUGUACAAUUAAUCCAGGUGUGAAGACAUGAGAGCCACAAUGAAGAGCUGCAUUUUGCUGCUACUGUUCUGUAUGUAUACCUGGGGGGCGCCUGUGGAUAUCCCAAAGCCAGGUUCGUGCCAAGACCCCUCUGCUCUGGGUGCUGCCAAGCUGGCUCUGACCAAAAUCAACCAGGACCGCAUCCAAGGUUAUGUGCUCAGCCUCAACCGCCUCUGCAAUGUCAAUCAGAUGCCACAUGGUAUCAAUGGGAUCAUCUACUUUUUAACUAUGGAUGUUCUUGAGACCAACUGCCAUGUCCUUAGUCAGAAGUCCUGGGAGAGCUGCGAAGUCAGGGAUGUGUACGGACAGUGCAAGGCCACAGUCUUCAUAAACAAGGUUCAGAGGAUUGUUCAUUUGCACAGCUACAGCUGCACCGUGAGACCAGCGCCAGCCUCCAAAGUCCACAAGACCUGUCCCGACUGCCCCUCUCUGAUGCCCCUGGACAGUGAGACUGUUCUUAAGACAGUGAAAGCAUCACUUGAGGAAUUUAACAAAAACAGCAGACUCUCCAACUACUUUGCCCUGUUGAAUGUCACAAGAGCAUCUAUUCAGAGGGGGAUUGCUGUAUUCGAUUUUGUGGAAUUCACCAUUCAAGAGACAAUUUGCUCCAACAGCACAGAUGUCUCAGAGGUAGCCAAGUGCGCUUUGAUGGACUGUGAGUUUGCACAUAAGGGUCAUUGCAAAGGAUCCCGCUCUGAGUUCGAAGAGAAAGACCACAUCAUUGUCAAUUGUGACAUCUAUGAGCCUGAGGCUUCAGAAAGAGAGGAGUCAAGACAUCUGUUGGGUGCAGAACAUGACCACUACCACAAUCACACUCACGACCACCACCAUCAUUCCCAUGGCACCGAGGACAACCCUGCUCAUCAUCAUGAUCAUUCACAUGACCACCAUCACGAACAUGCUCACAACCAUGAUCAUUCCCAUGGUCACCACCAUGAACAUGCUCAUGACCAUGAUCACAAGCAUGAACAUUCACAUGACCACCACCAUCAAGAUGCUCAUGAGCAUGAUCAUUGCCAUGAUCACAGUCAGGACCACAGCCACACACAUGACUGUGAGCACAAACACCUGCACCUCCAUGUUCAUGAGCAUCACCACCACCACCACAACAACAGCCAUGAAAGACCCAUUAAGAGUCCCCUAGGAAUAGUACACUACCUGCCAUCAGUGGAUCAACCCAUUUCAAUCCCAUCAUUACUUGACCAACCCGCUGCCCCACAUGGCGACACCCCUGCCACACUGCCUGUAUUCCCUGACACUCAUGCUCAUGGUCCACAGGAGAAGAAGCUGGUCAUCCCUCCCUUCCCCAGCACCAUAUCUAAACAGUGUCCUGGGGCAUCCAUGAACCAGGUGGUCUUCAUCAAGGAACUGUUUGCAGAGGACCCACUUUUCCAGCAUAAAACUCAUUAG